This is a messenger RNA of Zootermopsis nevadensis, 2573 nucleotides long. RefSeq names its product ciliary microtubule inner protein 2B. Lineage: Eukaryota; Metazoa; Arthropoda; Insecta; Blattodea; Termopsidae. The record is from RefSeq and is a predicted model, not a curated record.
AUAGGAAAGCCGAGAGAAACAGACAGACAGACGUGGUUGAGCCCAUCAGGUGUUUUUCGCUCACGUUCGCUAAAUAGGUCUGUUUUUCAUGCAAUUUCUGUGGAAUUUAGUGACAGUAACACUAUUUAGAGACGAAGAAAUCAGUGCUUGGACCUACGUUACGUAAACGGCAGAUUUAAUGCGUUCUGUAGAUUCAAUGUAUACCGGCCAUUGUCCUACACUUAAAUUCCGCUUUGGUAAACCAUAUGGAGCAAACACUAAAGAUAUUAUCAAGGAACUGAGUGUGAAAGAUUUGUCAGUUCGCCAUGAGCCGUACAGACAAAGUGAUCCCAACAAAGUGGUACUUACCACAGCAGUUCGUAAAGAAGGUCAUGCUGAGGAUCCAGUGCUGCCUUUUAAACACAGGGCCCGUAGAUAUGUGCUGGGAUACACAGGUUAUAUUCCAGGGAUGAAUUUCCGAUAUGGCAAAUCUUUCCAGCGAGCAGCAGAUGACAGUGUGAUGGAAUUCAGUCAGAGAAUGUCACAAGAGAAAGUGAGGAAAGAGAAGGAUCGUGGGCACAGGUCACAGUCUGCUCCUAAAAUGCCCCCUGUCCGAUCCAGAGAUGAAGUGAAGAACACAUUAAACAACUACCAUAGUUGCAAAUAUAGUGAUAACCACAUCUCUCCUGAGUUUCCACCCAUUGCAGGAUAUACGGGCCACAUCCCUCGAGUGCGCAGCACAGAGGUUUCACUCAGCCAGCGGUACAACACUGCAGCCCGGAAUGGAUUGGCGCUAUUACGUGAGGAACGGCAGCGUAGAAGUGAAAUUGAAGAGGCAACGCAGGCAGUACGCAGAGCUCUCCAGCAUGAUAGUAGAUACACUAUACCAGCCAUGUGAACAGCAAGUGAGCAAGACAGUGUAACUUUGAAGAAUAUUUAACAGAAAUGUCUUAACUAGCUUGUGUGCGCAUGUGUGUGCGCACGCACGUGCAUGCACUCAUGUGCAUGUGUGCACAGUGCUGUCAGUUAUGAAAAUAAUUCCAUUUUCUUUUUUCAUUGUGUUGCAAUAUAUAGGUUGCUUCUAGACAGAAAAAAGAUCUCUUGUCUGACAGAACAAAUAUACAUACAUGCAUGCACACACACAUACAUGUGCACAAAAAUACAUAACAUACAGCCUAUAAGCUGUAUAAGUUUUCAUUACUAAUUACUUUUCCCAUAUAAACCAUAAAUGCCUAGUCCCUUAGAACUCUUCAAGGAAUUUGGUACUAUAUAAUUAUUAAGCAUACAUUUGUUACAAUAAAUACAUGUUUUUAAAAUCCUAAGUCCCUGUGCCAUGAUAAAAAAGCAAGGGUUAAAUUAUUUACGAUUUGCAGGAUUAAAGAUAAAAAUAUCACAUAAUUAAAAAUUCAUUAUAUUUUAUAUUAUUGUUAAUGGGAACAAUUUUUUAAAUAAUUUGUUUUUAAAUCAGUCAAAAGAGAUUUCUGUUUCGGUCCAUAUGAUAUGUUUAUUAAUUAAUAAAACUCACUUUAAUGUGAUUUUAAAAACGAAUUUCCAGUUUUAUUAGACAGCAUUGUAAUACAUGAAGGACCACUUAUGUGGUAACUCUUUCCAGACUUAUUUUUAUUUCAAUAAAUCUUUUUACAUUUAAAUGUUAUACUUGGUAACAUUUAUAUUGCUGAAGGACAAAAAAUAAACUUCAACUGUUAAGAAAUGCCAGAAUAUGUUUCUUUCACUGAUCUCAAACACCAAAUAAUAGCCCUAUGUCUUUGUCUAAUGAAUAACAUUUAAGAGGUUAAAGAAGAAGUACAGAAGCGAUUAAUCAAUCUGGCGACAGUUUAUAUAUUUCAUGCAUAUCACAAUUAUUUCUGAUUUCCAAGUACUUCUGAUUUAUUAAAAUGAUUUAAUUUAUUGGUUGCUACCAUUUGCUUCAGUAACCAGUUGUACCUGAUUUUGUAUAACAUUUAUCAGUUUUUGACAUUCUAUGAGUAAAAUCAAUUACAUAUGUUUCAAAGAACUCAUCUUUCAAUUAAUCUUAAUUAUAUUCUAUAUAAACUUCUCAUAAGUUGCCCUCGGUGGUCUAGUGGUUAGCGUGCUUGCCACUGGACCCAAGGUUUGUGGGUUCAAACCCAGCCGGGGUUGGUGGAUUUUUAAGUGUGAUAAAAAUCUGUAGCACAACUUUCUUUAGAGGGGAAGUAAAGCCGGCUGUCACAUCAAAAUUAUUGUAUUAUUAUCACUGUUGUAAUUAUUAUUAUGUAUUUUCAUUUAUUCUGUGACCUAUUAAGAGGCUGGCAUUUCCUACACUAUAUGACUUGGUUCUUUGAAUGAGGUAAUAAAUCCUUCACACUACAUGUAAUGGUUGUUCCAUCAUGACUAGCUCACCUGAACAUUGUUUGUGAAAACAGGGUGUAUCACAUGUUAAGGUUUUUAUCAAGAUGUUCUUUUGUAUUGUUUAACCUACUCCUUAUAGUUUGUCUGUGUAAAACCCUACUCCUUCCACCUCCUCUAAUUAAUCUCCUUUAAUUUAACCCUACCAAGUAAUCUUCAAAAGCAUUUUCAGUAAAUACAAAUAAUAAAUAAAUUAUACAUAUAUUUAA